Molecule: messenger RNA, 805 nt
Organism: Ectocarpus sp. CCAP 1310/34
Lineage: Eukaryota; Phaeophyceae; Ectocarpales; Ectocarpaceae
Source: the annotation of a GenBank genome assembly
AUGAGUGGGCCCGCUGGGGAUCAUGUGGAUGACCGACCUCCGGGUGAUUCGCAGGAUGUCGUUGGUGGUGAGAGAUUGGAUUCGAUCGAGACACAGUUGUCCCAGCUCACGAACAUCAUUAAGUCGCUUGUUGGGCAACGAGGUGAUCAGGUGGAGUCCUCUGUUUCAUUUGCUGCUGCGCCGGGAAGCGGCGGAACAGAGUACGUACGCCGGUGUACAUCAAUCGGAUGUCACUGGCAGGACUGCGGGAGGUAUGGACAGUAGUGCCCAAGGCCUUGGCAUGUCCAGCGUGAGAGUUGGGAGUAGUAGUGUUGCAAACACGGGCUUGAACCCUCACGAUACUACUGUUAACCGUUCCUUUGCUGGUGUCACAAGCUUUGGUUCGAUUGGGAUGGCACGUAGGGCUGUUGGUAGUCAGCCUUUCAUUCCAGGAAUAGGUACUGGGGCUUUCAUUAGCCAGUCUUCUAUUCCACCCGCACCUACUGCUUCGAGUAGGUGGUGGGAAAAUGUCGCCAGUGGAACCACAUUGAUUCCUGGGGCCGGCAUCACAGAACCAGGAGAAAACUUGGGUAGGAGCCCUUUGAAAGUUCCCAAAGCUCCUGUGUUCGACGGAUCGGGCGUUGCAUAUCCGUCAUGGUCACAAAACUUUCUGCUGAGUGCCCGACACAGCAACUUGUUAGAAGCAUUUACUUCUGAAGUGAAAAUUCCGAUCGCAAGCAUUGAAUUCGCCUUGACCCCUUGGGUAGUCAAAGGAUACAGUGUAGGAGUGCUACGCCAGGCAGAGAUGGGAUGGUGGUUUUUGUUC